CCACCUCUUCUAACCCGCCCUCCCCUUCUCACCGAACCUCUCUCUCUCUCUCUCUCUCUCUCUAACGGUGCGCGCUUUCUUGAGUCCGGCGGCAGUCUCCAACGGCGUAGUCUGCUUGGGCGAGGAUCUUCAUCAUCACCUGUUCUCUCUCUCUCUCUCUCUCUCUGUAGGCCAGCUCUGGGGCGAACUACACCUGCUGUCGUGGUUGCAUAGCGGGAGGCGCUCUUGGAGCACGACGCAGUGGGUCAGUUUGGUUUCCUAGAGAGCCCGGAGGACGUAGAUGAAGGAAAAUGCCGCAAGUGAGGAUCAUCGCGAAGAAUUUCAUGGAUCUGGUGGCAGCGCUGCCAGUCUUCAAGCUCGACAAGCUCUACGAUAGUGUCUUCGUCUGCGAAGCCAUUAUGAGAUCUCUGCCUCCAUUAUCCAAGAAGUAUGUUCUGCAAAUGUUGUAUAUUGAUGUUGGCUUAACUGCUAAAUUAUUGGAGGAAUGGGUGCUUUCGGAUGGUUUGUCUAAGCAUAAAGCUGCUGUUGAUAGGCUACUGCAGCUCAGAAUAUUUAUUGAGACUGUGGACAGGAAAAAGGAAACUAGUUACACAUUGAAUGAGAAGUUCAAAGGUAACCUUCAGAAGUACAUAGUAAAUGGAGAGGCUAUGCCACGAGAGCCAAUGCCUUCAAGCAUCGUUGUGAGGCUCCCAACGUUGGAGGAGCUAGAGGCUUAUGCCCUUGAGCAGUGGGAGAACUUCCUGCUUCAACUUAUUAGAUUAACCAAGGGAGAAAAAUCGGCAAGUUUUAGCUCUGCAAUUAUGAAAGUUGUACAACGUGGUCUUCUAAGUUCAAGAGACAAUGAUGGCCUAAAGUUAACUGAAAAUGGCUUUCAAUUUUUGCUGAUGGACACCAACGCACAGCUUUGGUAUAUCAUUAGGGAAUACAUUUCUACCUCUGAGGACAGAGGAACAGAUUCAACAGAUUUGAUCUCAUUUCUUCUUGAGCUUAGUUUUCAUGCCACUGGUGAGGCAUAUAAUAUGAACACCUUGACAGAGGUGCAGGAAGAUGCUAUUAAAGAUCUCUCUCAGCUUGGACUGGUCAAACUUCAGCAGGGAAGAAAAGAGAGCUGGUUUAUUCCGACUAAAUUUGUCAAAAAUCUUGCCAUGAGUUUGUCAGAUUCAACAUCACGCAAAGAGGGUUUUAUAGUUGUGGAAACAAACUUCAAAUUGUAUGCAAAUUCAUCGUCGAAGCUUCACUGUGAGAUACUGGACCUAUUCUCAAGGAUUGAAUAUCAAGUUCCAAACCUUAUUGUUGGAUCUAUUGCUAAGGAAAGUCUGUACCUUGCUUUUAGUAAAGGGAUAACAGCGGAGCAGAUAAUAACUUUUCUUCAGCAGAACGCUCAUCCUCGUGUAGCAACUAGAAUACCUACUGUGCCAGAGAAUGUUACCGAUCAGAUCAGGCUGUGGGAGGCUGAUCGAAAUCGAGUAGAGAUGAUUCCGUCACAUCUUUAUGAUGAUUUCCCAUCGAAGGAGGUUUUCGAGAAUGCGUGUGAUUUUGCAAGAGAAACUGGUGGGCUUUUGUGGGAAGAUUCCCAAAAGAUGAUUCUAAUUUUGCGUGGAGAAUGUCAUGAGGAGAUGCGUAAUUAUCUUCGCAGGCAAAGGUAGUUUGUGAAUAUGUGUUAAUUUUCUGAAUGUAGGCAGCAGUAGGGAAGGGGGAACCUUUUGUGAACUUCGAUUCACAGCGUUAUUUAUCAUUAUCAUCACGACUCUGUUUUACUUUCCAUGGCUAAUAUUUUUCCGAAUCCAAGGAAAAGUCCAGUUUCAAUA
Molecule: messenger RNA, 1808 nt
Organism: Nymphaea colorata (pocket water lily)
Lineage: Eukaryota; Viridiplantae; Streptophyta; Magnoliopsida; Nymphaeales; Nymphaeaceae
Product: general transcription and DNA repair factor IIH subunit TFB2
Exons: 16
Coding region: 291-1646 (451 amino acids)
Biological process (GO): nucleotide-excision repair
Cellular component (GO): transcription factor TFIIH core complex; transcription factor TFIIH holo complex
Molecular function (GO): ATPase activator activity; double-stranded DNA binding
Source: RefSeq, a predicted model, not a curated record